AUGAACAGCACUCUUCGCAUCUUGAACGAGGGCUGGUCGUAUACCCAGGUUGGGGGUGGUCUAGGGACACAAGACGGAGAGUGGCUGUCUGCAACUGAGUUUCCUACUACUGUGCACGUCGAACUUAUCAGAUUGAAGAAGAUACCAGACCCUUUCAUCGGGCUCAACGAAUGGGAUGUCCAAUGGGUCGGCGAGGCUGAAUGGGCAUUCAAGACCACAUUCACUGUGUCAGAGCGAGAGCUCACUUCUCCCAGCCUUGACCUGGUUUUCGAUGGUCUCGACACCUUCGCCGCAAUAGACCUUAAUGGCCGGAAGCUCCUCGACACGCAAAAUCAAUUUGUGUCCUACAGAACGUCUGUGAAGGAGUUCCUCAAGCCCGGAGCCAAUGAGCUUGUCAUCACCUUCGAGAGCGCUUUUCUCAAGGGUAGGGAACUUGAGAAGCAGCACGGGAAACUCAACCUUUGGAACGGGGAUUCUAGCCGUCUUCAUGUACGCAAGGCUCAGUACAACUAUGGCUGGGACUGGGGUCCUGUAUUGAUGACAGCGGGUCCUUGGCGUCACAUCUACCUACAUGCGUACCAAUCUCGAAUUAUUGACUUGUGGGCUUCGUCUUCAGUGGGCUCGGAUCUCGAUGCGGAUCUUGAUGUCAGCAUCUCAGUUGCCACGGAUGUAGCGAGCCUGGCCGAAGUCAUUCUCAAAAGCCCAUCAGGCUCUGUAGUCGUCGGGCAGAAACAGAUCAAGUUAGGAACUUCCCCCGUGAGGGCUCGGUUUCAUUUCGCCAAGGGAGAAGUGGACCUGUGGUAUCCUAUAGGUUAUGGCGAACACCCCAUCUACCAAGUUCAAGUCAACAUUACAGAUGAGGAGGGCAACCUCCUCGACUCCAAAGCAGAGAACAUAGGCUUCCGUCGCGCCCUUGUGGUGGAGGAUAAACUCGAUGACCAGGAAGGCCUUACUUUUCUAUUUGAAGUCAACAAUAUUCGAAUCUUCUGUGGAGGAUCUAAUUGGAUACCUGCGGAUUCGUUUUUGACAACAAUGACUCCAGAGCGCUACCGCGCCUGGUUACAAUUGCUUGUUGAUGGUAAUCAGAAUAUGAUUCGUAUCUGGGGUGGAGGUAUUUAUGAAGCCGAUGUUUUCUAUGAAAUCUGUGAUGAACUAGGCAUCCUCGUGUGGCAAGAUUUCGCAUUUGGGUGCGGGCAAUACCCAGCCUAUGACUCUUUCCUUGACAAUAUCACUGUUGAGGCAGAGCAAAACGUGAAGAGAUUGAGGCACCAUCCGUCGAUCGUCAUCUUUGCUGGAAACAAUGAAGAUUACCAGGUCGCUGAGUCCUUGAAGCUUGAAUUGGACUACAGCGACGAAAAAUCAGACUUCCGCAAGACCAACUUCCCGGCGCGCCAUAUUUAUGAGCGCGUCUUGCCUAGCAUCGUCGAGACUUUCUCCGAUAUUCAUUACCAUCGGAGCUCCCCUUACAGUGGUCAGGGAAAGCUCACAACAGAUAAGCAAUACGGCGACUUGCAUCAAUGGAAUGUAUGGCACGGGUCUCAGGAACCAUGGCAUAAUUGGGAUAUUCUGGCGGGGAGGUUUGUCUCUGAAUUCGGAAUGGAGGCUUAUCCCGAUAUUCGCACCGUUGAUUAUUGGCUUGAUGGUGACAAGUCUGAGCGUUUCCCACAAUCCAGGACAACCGUCAAUCAUAACAAAGCAGACGGUUUCGAACGUCGAAUCGAACUCUACUUGAUGGAGAAUUUCAAACAUGCCUUCGACAUGGAAAGCUAUGUGUAUUACACGCAAAUCAUGCAGGCGGAGACGCUCUCUGCCGCAUACCGACUUUGGAGGAGGAAUUGGCGUGGCAAGGGGAAGGAACAUACCGCGGGGGCCCUUGUGUGGCAGAUCAACGACUGUUGGCCAGUAACAUCUUGGGCCAUCGUUGACUAUUUCCUUCGCCCAAAGCCAGCAUUCUUCACCAUUGCCAGAGAACUCCGUCCUUACACUGUAGGUAUGACGAGGAAAGAGAUCAAGCAUUUCGCGGAUGAUCGCACCGCCGCCUUUUUCACCAUCACUUCCGUGCUCGAGAUCUGGGGCACGAACAGCACCCUACAGGAGAAAAAGGUCACUCUGGCAGUCACGUCUUCCGACCUGGAAGAUCCCCAUUGGAGCGACCGAUGGGAUAAGGAAGUCGUUCUUGCGCCGAACUCGAGCACUGAGCUCUGGAAGGGAAACGUGCCUGGCGAGCCAGUGCGCACUAAAUCCAGCGAGGCACGCAAGACGAUCAUCGUGAGUGCAAGGUUGGUCGACGAAAGCGGAACGGUGUUGAGCCGGUAUUCAAAUUGGCCUGAGCCAUACAAAUAUAUCCACUUCCCUCCCCGAAAGAAUUUAGGUUUUAAGAUCACGCCGCUUGCUGAUGGGGAGUCCCUCGAGCUAUCGACAGAGACGCCAAUGAAGGGGAUCGUGUUGGAUGUUGAAGGAGAGGCUAUCAGGUGGGGCGACCAAGCGAUUGAUCUUGUUCCCGGCGACGUUCAAGUCAUCAAGGCAGUGGGACUCAAGGGCAGAGAGGUCAAAGUCAGGUUCCUUGGAGAUGGCACUGCGUAGGUUAUUGCUGCUCUGGACGGGGAGAUAUCAUAUGAAAUGUAAGUUAGCGCGAUGUUGUAUGCGAAAGAUAUGCGAGAGCGUGGAAUCUCAUUGCGAGCACAGACGCCCGCUUGCAAUUCGCCGAUACUAGUACCUCUCAAUGGCCGCGUUUUGUUGCAUGCCGCUUGGACUAUUGCCCUCAUCAGACGGUAGAUAGGAGCAUGCAUCAGAAUGAUAUUAUAACCACUAGGGGGGCGUACUACAGCAGCUUUUAUCUGCUGGGGGAGUAGAGGUUGGAAGGUGAUAGAAGUACAAGCUUUACACAAGAAAAGCAUCGAAAACAUGCAACAGAAUUGUUCUAGGUAGAAGGCCGAUCCCAUAGGUCCGUGGGGAGAAAAACUAAUAAAUCAUUAAAAGAGAACCCAACAAUAGACU
This is a messenger RNA of Heterobasidion irregulare TC 32-1, 2997 nucleotides long. Its product is annotated as glycoside hydrolase family 2 protein. Lineage: Eukaryota; Fungi; Basidiomycota; Agaricomycetes; Russulales; Bondarzewiaceae. Gene Ontology annotation, biological process: carbohydrate metabolic process; glycoprotein catabolic process. Gene Ontology annotation, molecular function: beta-mannosidase activity. The transcript is spliced from 20 exons. The record is from RefSeq and is a predicted model, not a curated record. Bases 1 to 2583 code for a protein of 860 amino acids.